AUGUCAGACGGCGGAUACGACUGGGAGGGCAUCACGCUCUGGGAAGAAAGCAGAUCUCCCGGAGCGGGUCCCCGGCCCACGGCAGAGAUCUUGGCGGCGGUGGAGAAAGGCAGAGCGAUGACGGCGAAGGAGGCGGGCGAGUUGGAGGCUGCGCUGCUGGUGGAGGAUAUGGAGAUUAUGAGGGCGGAAAAAAAUGCGGCGAUGAGGGCGGAGAUUAGGCACACUCGACUCCGGAUAAUCAUCUACCGAAUCGGCUGCCGGGGUUGUGCGGUGGUGAUUCGUGUGCUUCUGUGGAUCAUGCCUUUUGCCGUGGUGAUUCGGGAUGGGAUGCAGGCUACGCGUCGGUUCUUCGGACGGUUUUUCUGA
This is a messenger RNA of Ramularia collo-cygni, 366 nucleotides long. RefSeq lists its product as uncharacterized. Bases 1 to 366 code for a protein of 121 amino acids. The record is from RefSeq and is a predicted model, not a curated record. The transcript has 2 exons. Lineage: Eukaryota; Fungi; Ascomycota; Dothideomycetes; Mycosphaerellales; Mycosphaerellaceae.